Molecule: messenger RNA, 1881 nt
Organism: Punctularia strigosozonata HHB-11173 SS5
Lineage: Eukaryota; Fungi; Basidiomycota; Agaricomycetes; Corticiales; Punctulariaceae
Product: acyltransferase ChoActase/COT/CPT
Exons: 9
Coding region: 1-1881 (626 amino acids)
Biological process (GO): carnitine metabolic process
Cellular component (GO): mitochondrion; peroxisome
Molecular function (GO): carnitine O-acetyltransferase activity
Source: RefSeq, a predicted model, not a curated record
AUGCCACCACGCAAUCUGAGCUCUUCUGCCCCUUCAAAGUCCUCCGAAAUUGUGCCUCCGGGCUACUCCAUUGAUCCCAACGCCGGACCUAUGCUUCGAUUUGAAGCGUCAUUGCCGCGACUUCCCGUACCACCGCUUUCUUCUACCACGGCGAAAUACCUGGAGACAGUCCGGCCUCACCUCUCGGAUGGCGAGUACUCGAAAACUCAGAGUGCUGUUAAAGCCUUCUUGGACUCUCCCCUCGCGCAUGAGCUGCAAAAGAGGUUAGAGUCGCGAGCGGCUGAUCCGAACGUGAAGAACUGGCUCGCGGACUGGUGGAACGACGCUGCGUACAUGGCAUACAGGGACCCCGUGGUCGUAUACGUCAGCUACUACUACCUGCACCUGGAUGAUAAGCGCGUCCGCGAUCCAGCGAAGAGGGCCGCUCAGUUGGUAAAGGCUAUGUUGCCCUUCAGGGAGAUGACGGAAAGUCAGAGGCUAGAGCCGGAAAAGGUUAAGAACGCACCACUGUCCAUGGCUUCAUAUCAGUGGCUGUUCCACGCUUGCAGAUACCCUACAAAGCCUUCUGAUACCGCUCACAAAUUCGAUCCUCUCACCCACAACCACAUAGUUGUGAUCAGGAAGAACAAGUUUUUCGAAGUUCCUUUGACGCAUGAUGGAAAGGAACUCAGCGCAGCUGAACUAGAAGUCCAAUUUGAGCGCAUUAUACAGCUCGCUGGAUCCGAAAAGGCGACGCCCGUUGGCGCACUUACUAGCGACAAUCGUGAUCUCUGGGCCGAUGCCAGAAAUGCUCUUCUAGAGGCGUCCCGGGACAACGCGAAGCUGCUCGAGCGAGUCGAAUCUGCCAUGGUCAUUGUAUGCUUGGACGACACGGCACCUGUCACACGUGAAGAUGCAUCAUGGGCGUGCUGGGUUGGAGAUGGUCGCAAUCGCUUCUAUGACAAGCACCAGCUCAUCGUCUUUGAGAACGGCAAAUCAGGCUUCUUGGGCGAGCACUCUUGCAUGGAUGGCACCCCUACUCUCCGCAUGAACGAGUUUAUGUUGGCCUCCCUCGCCGCCAACAAAAUCGACCUUGGUGCCCCGCGUACCUCAUCCACAGCCUCUUCCGUCCCUCCACCUCGUGAACUGUCCUUCGUACUUGACGCCAAGACCAAGAAACACAUUGAGGAAGCCGAGACGAGGUUUGAUGAGCUUGCAGGUCAGCACGACAUGGAAGUGCUGCAUUACGAGGGUUAUGGCAAGGAGUACAUCAAGAAGUUCAAAGCUAGCCCGGAUGCGUGGGCGCAACUAGUGAAACAGCUCGCGUUCCACAAGAUGUUUGGGCGGCCGGGCGUGUGCUACGAGAGUGCGCAGACAAGGAAGUAUCAGCUGGGCCGUACGGAGGUUAUCCGGAGCGCUAGCAACGAAAGCAAGGCAUGGGCGGAGGCAAUGCUGAACCCUGAUGAGACAGAUGAACAUCGCUCUACACUCUUCCGCCGUGCUGUUGCCCGUCACCUCCAGUAUGCUGCAUGGGCUGCGGACGGCCAAGGUGUUGACCGGCAUCUCUUCGGUCUUAAGAAGAUGCUGCGCGAAGGCGAACCAGUGCCAGAGAUAUACACUGACCCUGCGUUUUCCAAGACGAAUCACUGGGAGCUGUCUACGAGCCAGCUCUCUUCCAAAUUCGUGGAUGGCUGGGGAUACGGCGAAGUUGUACCUGAUGGAUAUGGUCUUUCAUACUCGAUCGGCGACAAUUAUAUCCGAUGGACGAUCACGAGUCUGAAGCGCAGAACGGCGGAGCUGAAGCAUUACCUGGCUGAGGCUGCAACCGAAACGAAAGAGAUGAUGGAGCGCGCAGCGACAGCAGCCGGGGUUAGCACAGCGGACUCGAAAGCCAAGUUAUAA